Molecule: messenger RNA, 3477 nt
Organism: Acipenser ruthenus (sterlet)
Lineage: Eukaryota; Metazoa; Chordata; Actinopteri; Acipenseriformes; Acipenseridae
Product: F-box only protein 28-like
Exons: 5
Coding region: 100-1119 (339 amino acids)
Biological process (GO): protein polyubiquitination
Molecular function (GO): protein binding
Source: RefSeq, a predicted model, not a curated record
CCAACGCCUUUCUAAUGCAAGGUUCCAGAUUGGAAGCACUUCCUCCAUCAGUUUGGUCCCAUACCAUACGUCACUUCACAGAUUCCUUAGCAGACGAAGAUGGCGGCUCUGGAACAGAGAGUAGACGGAGGUGUUGGAGCGCUGGAAUCUGGAUCAGUUUCCCCGAGACUCUCCACUCCGCCCCCGGACCACGCUCACCAGAACAACCCACUCCUGGGGCUCCCUAUCGUGGUCAUCGACACCAUUCUAAAUUGCCUCACUUAUGAUGAAACCAGUCUUCUCCGCCUGGUGUGUAAGCGGAUGGACGUGAUCUGCCAGCGAAUGCUAAACCAAGGAUUCCUGAGGGUGGAGCGGUACCACAACCUCUGCCAGAAACAGGUCAAAGCACAGCUGCCCAGGCGAGAAUCAGAGAGAAGAAACCACUCGCUUGCACGCCAUGCAGACAUACUGGCAGCUGUGGAAACACGCCUUUCCUUGCUCAACAUGACAUUCAUGAAAUAUGUUGACUCUAACCUGUGCUGCUUUAUCCCUGGAAAGGUGAUAGAUGAAAUUUACCGGGUGUUGCGCUACGUGAACUCGACACGGGCACCCCAGAGAGCUCACGAAGUGCUGCAGGAGCUGCGGGAUAUCUCCUCCAUGGCCAUGGAGUACUUUGAUGAGAAGAUUGUCCCCAUCCUCAAAAAGAAGCUCCCUGGGGCUGACAUGUCUGGCCGGCUGAUUGGCUCUCCUCCAGUGCCGGGCCCCUCCUCCUCCCUGACCACGAUGUCGCUCUUGGCCAAAAACACGCCGUCACGGUCGGAGAUGACGAAGCUGCAGCAGCAGGUGAAAGUGAACGGGGCGGCAGUGACGGCGUUGCGGCGUGAGAUCUCGGAGCUGCGGGUCAAGCAGCUGGAGCAGCAAAAACAGCUGCAGGACCAGGAGCAGAAGCUGCUGGAGCAGACCCAGGUGAUCGGCGAGCAGAACGCACGGCUGGCAGAGCUGGAGCGCAAACUGCGUGAACUGAUGGACAGUGCAGUGGAAGACAGCCCCGCCGGAACCAGCCUGGAGACACCCUGCAAGCGCAGCAGGAAGGCAGCAGACGGCCCCCGGCAAUCCAAACGCCUACGGAGCAAAAAAUAACCGAGGGCGGGGGGGGAUUCCACAGCAUUGCAGUAGCCAGCCGCCCCACCCCCCCCACCAGCCACAUACGCACCAACCCCCCUCCCCCUCCCCUUCCUCAACCACUCCAACACUCAAGGGUUUUGCCCCCCCACCCAGUGAUUGGGACUGCUAACCUACUAUAUCAAUUUAAAAGUGGCAAUAUGUCCUGACUUUGGACAGAGAAUAGGCAAGCCUGCACGUUAAAAGGAAAAGGGGCAAGUCCUGACUGAAAUUUAAAUUACUGUCCAAAGAAAGUUCUACUAUCCGGUGAGAGCCAUGUAAAGGUUUCUUUUGUUUGUUUUUUUUUAAAUGGCAGAGGUGGCCAACAGUAAUUCAGAUCUGGUGGUUUGGCAUCACACUGCAAGGUAACUGUGUAGAAAGGUGGAAUGUUUAGGUUCUACUAGUGGAUUUUCUUGGUUGCCAGAACAGUUAGCUGCAAUAAAAAUGUAUAACUUUUUUGUUGUUGUUGUUGUUGUUAUUAUUAUUAUUAUUAUUAUUAUUAUUAUUAUUUAUUUUUUAUUUUUUUUGUGUGUGGGGGGUGGGUAGGUUACUUUAAGGGAGUUAAAGAAAUGCCAUUUGCUUUGGUAGAUCGGGGCAGUUAAAUGAACGCUCAAGUCAGCAAUUUUAAUUAAGCAAACUACUGAUGGGGAAUUGCUGUUUAAUUUGUGAGCUGACAAUUAAAAGUAUUCAAACUUUAAUUUCAACAGCACCUGGCAAACCUUUUUUUCAGGCUUAUUUUUGCUAGUUCAUCAAAUGCAUAUUCGCUUCAGAUUGUAAUGGAAAAGUUAUAUAGAAGGAAGUUAGACAGUGAAGGACGCAACAUAUCUAUUGACGCAACAUAUCUAUCGAUCAACAUAUCGAUUAUUGGCUUUUUGUAACCAAUACUUUGAAAAGUGGACUUGCAAUUGUGCAUCUACAAAGCUGUUUUAGUGGGGUAGGGGUGGGUCAUACAUUAACCAUGCAUGGUAAGGUGCAGAGCUAGUGCCUGUAGGCCAUGUUUUCCAAUAUAAUUACGAUACAAAUGAUAACUGAUUAUACAUAGGGUGAAUUAAAAGAAAAAAAAAAACCGCUAUGCUGCAAAUCUAGUUAUAUAAUGUUAAAUUGGGAACAUAUCGGUAUAUGAAUUGGCACUGCCUUGAGUUUGCAAAUAAUACCUAUAAUCCAGGUAUUUCUGUCUUGUUGGAUUAUUUAUAAGUGUUGGUUGGGGCUAUACUGUGGCUGUUAUGUUUACUUUGGUUUUAAGCUGGUAAAUGUUAUCUAACAUUGAUUUGCAUGUUACAAAAUACAUAUAUUUUUAACCCCAGUCACAUGUUGCAAUUUAAUUUAUAUAUAUAUAUAUAUAUAUAUAUAUAUAUAUAUAUAUAUAUAUAUAUAUAUAAUGAGCUUCCCAACCCUGGUCCUGAGGACCCCAUGUGUUGUCUGGUUUUCAUUACAACUAAGCUCUAUAACUUAACUGGACCCUUAAUUUAACUAAUAGUUUGCUUAAUUAGACCUUUUUAAUUGUUCUCAGCUCUUAGAAAGUUGCAGAGUUCAAGUUCUUUAUAAAAUGUAUAGCUAACUUGAAAUCUGCAACUGUUUAAGAGCUAAAAACAGGUAAAAAGGUAUAAUUAAGCACACUAUUAGUUUAAUUAAUGGUUUAGUUAAUUGAGAGCUCAGCUGGAAUGAAAAAUAGAAGACAAAUGGACCAGGGUUGGGAAGCCCUGCUGCAAGACAUGUGGGAGAGUGGAGCAGCUGCAAGUUCAGUGCCUGCUCCUGCUUUCAGCCCCUGCCCACCUAACCUGUGCAAAUACUUCAGCUCACAGUUGCCCUCUUAGGGCAUUUUUAAUUGUGUAUGUUUCUAUUAUUAUUAUUAUUAUUAUUAUUUUUUUUUUUAUAUAUAUAUUUUUUUAUAUAGCAGUUGCCUGCAGCUCUGAUGUUACCAAGCUCUUCUAACUUGUAUACAACUACCCCUGACCUCUCUGCUGGUUAGAAGCAAUUUUUGGAAGGCCAAACAGACAAACUGUACCCAGUACUUUGAUCUAAGGGCAAAAUGAGGUAUAGGGAAAUCUGUAAGUGGACAAGAUAGACACAUGUAGAGUGUGGCUGAACAUCUGGAAACUAGAGCUUGUGGCUUAAUGUAAGAGACAGUGUCACCUGUUUAGAAAUGACUGUACUGUAAUCUAUAUGUAUUAAGAGUUUAGAUUGUGAAAUAUUACAUGUAUUGUAAGAAGGAAGAAAAAAAUCAAAUCUUGUAAGUUACCUAAUGUUUUGGUUAACCAAUGGUUUGUUGCACACAUUGUUAAAUUCAUUACAAUAUUAAAAGAGGUAUUAACAUUACCUUUAAAGAAAAUUAGAAAA